CCGGCUCCGGAGUGAACGUCGGUUCGUCGCCGAUUCGUCGGAAGCGCGCACGCGUGACAGUACAAGAGAAUAGCCGUCGGUGCCUAAUUGCGUUGAGAAUGAAAUUCAUUCCUUGGCUGAGCUUGGGACAGUACAAUAGUGGCAGUAGCAGUAACAGUUGCAACGGUAGUAGUAGUAGUGCUAACAGUAGCAGUGGUGUGUCGUUUCGGCGUGACAGUACUGGGAAAGCGAGCAGGACGUACAACCGGCAAGAUCACCGGAUACUAUAAGAUACACACACACACACACAUAUACGCGCUUUACCGUGUAAAAGAAAAAGAAACGCGACUUAGACGACUCUUGCGAAUUUACGCGCGCGCACGCGUGCGCGCAGCUUCACGUCCGCAUACACAUUCGCAUCACACGACGAUUAACGAGGAACAGUGAAGUUUAUAGUGAUCGGAGUGAAGUGAGCAAAGUGUGUUCAUACGAAUUCGAUUGAAUCUUUAGUGGAUAUUGAUCGGCUUAUUAAUAAUGGAUGUAAUGCAGAAUUGGAAUUACGUCCCGUUGGAGAUGCGUAUGCGUAGGAAAAGGACGCACUACCAGAAUAUCAGUACGUGCACCACUAUCCGGACUAUAGCUUUAUUUGCUUAUCAGUGGGAAGAAAAUCAGUGGCAGAAAGUCGAUCCUGUAAUAAGGGACGAUUCCCCGAAAGAGGACGCGAGGAUCGAGUUACGGGAGGACGACCCACAUUGCAAUGAAAUUUGGACUGAACUGAAAAUGACCGAGGAAGAAGUGGAAUGGUGUAAGAGGGAAAAAGAUUGGACGGAAAGGAGAAAGUGCGACGAGGCGGAUGACAAUAUCUAUAAUGAAGAGAAUACGAUGUGUUGCGAAAACGAUGACAUGUACGAGAGAUAUGAUUCCAUCGUCACCUGCUGGAAUGACUCUCCGUUGUUGCGUAUUACUGACGAGGGUUUGACUGGUCGCGAAAUGUGUUGUUCUGAAUAUAUCCUUCACAAGAUAUUCUUGCGAAAAGACUCUGUCAAUUGUACAUUGAACUCGGUCAAUCCGUCGGUUAUGCCUACGUACACGUCUGACAAUCGCAGCACCAGUGAAGACCACAUUAGUAAAUCGACGUUAGUAAAACAGGACGAGCAAUGUUGGUCGAUGUGUCAAAGAGUAACACCGAGAAGGAGCGUUCUGAAAGCACAUACAGCGCAAGCCUUAGUCAAUACUACGAUUCUAUCUGCGACACAUUCGUUGUCAUUGAGUCCAUUGAUGGGAACACCAUCGAAUAUCUCCUGUCAAGAUUCUCGAAUUAGCAGGAUUCUUGAGAGCGACGGCGACUCACCGAGAUCGGCAUCGCCACAGAGCUCCGAGCCAGACGAGGACGACGCGAUUUUCCGAAACGAAAAGAGAAGUUUUGAGAAGUUGUCCGAUUACAUAUCGGAGGGAGCGGCGUCGGCGAGCAGGGACACAUCGGGAUCGGGGAGUGAGAGCCCCGCUCAGCAGGACAGGCUGUCUCCUGUGCGCAGGAAAGAGAAGGAAGAUCUAAAAAUCGUAAGAAAAGAGCCAAAGAUGUCGAGGGGGAGCGACAUCAUCAACACCCUCAACGAUCACUGCUAUCAUCAACCCAGAAGUAUGGAGCGAUUAGUAAAACGACCGACAUUUUCCGAAACCGACGAGGAGGAAGAGAUCGAUGUGGUUUCAUAUGAGAAGAAAGCGACAUACUUGAACUUCGCGCAGAAGCAACACGAUGAAAAUCAGUUGGCCUUGAACUUCGCGGAGAAACAACAGAAUGCAAAUCAGGUGGCCAUGAACUUCGCAGAGAAGCAACACAAUGCAAAUCACCUGGCUGCGAACAUAGACAAGACAACCGUGCGCCGACCCCGCGGUAGGCCACCAGGCCCGAAUUCUGCAAAACGAAAGAGAGCCGCACAGAUCUGCUCCAAUGAGGCAUCUGGCCCACCUCUCAAACAAGCUCGGGUGCAAACCUAUCAACGGGGGCAGAAGCGACAGAAAUGUGCAAGGCAGUGGCGGACUCAGACCUUUGAGGUCGAUGAUGAGGAGGACAAGAGGAAUCUGCAUAACAACAUGGAGCGACAGCGGCGAAUAAGCAUGAAGAACUUCUUCGAUGUGUUGAAGCAGCAUGUGCCAGCGAUCGCGAAUAAAGAGAGAGUUGCCAAAGUGACUAUUUUGAGGCAGGCCAAGGUGUAUAUCAAUACGUUAGAAGCCGAGGACAUUGUCAUCCUGCCGGAGAGAAAAAAAUUGGAAAGGCAACAGCAGAUACUCAAAAAGAAGCUCGAGGAGCUGCAGCGGCUACAAAACAGGAUGCUUCGUUUGCAGCGGCGAUAUUGAAGGAGGAAAAUCCGUGAGCAGUCUCGUGGCGGGAUUUGUAUCGAUUUUACGCGACACAAACGAUAUCGAUGUGCGAAUUGAAUGCGAUAUAAAAUCCGGCCGUAACAGUAGUGGAAAAGGACGUAGUGCACGCCAAAGACCUUAAAACUGUGUGAGGCUGUGAAACGGAAACACGAUAUUAAUAUUUAGGGGAGUGCAAGUGAUGACAGAGUGAAUGCGCGUAUUCUGAGAUAAAAUUCGAAGAAAUAACGAGAGAGAGAGAGAGAGAGAGAGAGAGAGAGAGAGAGAGAGAGAGAGAGAGAGAGAGAGAUGUGGGAAGAGUGUGUUAUUGUAUAAUUUUUUUUAUAUAUCUAUUCUUAAUAUUCGGAUUUUAUACAACUAUUACAACGACGAGACAGCAUCGCUGCCGACCAAGUGCGCGUGAAGGUAACGAAACUGUCGAUAUGAACUUAUUACGGGUACGAAAAUGAUCAGCCGUUGUUGAGAUAUUAAUUAACGUGAUAAAUUAUGCGAAAAUCAAAAACUUUUUCGAUCGUUCAAUGAGAAUUCUCGCUUGAUACCGCUUUGAUCGACUUGAUCGAAGACAUUCUCUGGUAUCUCGUCUUUAAUAUCGCGUUCCUUUAGCGAUUCGCUUCAUGUCAAUGAUCACGCGAAACGUCCAAUCUGCUACACCUCAGCGAGUCAUUGGACGCAUUUUAAUUUCCGUCGCGUAGAUAAAGCGAAUCGGUUGAACGAACGGAGAAAGUUUUAUCACGAUAUUGCUCAACAACCUGAUUACCGGUUCCUAACCGGUUCGCCGGUCUUGGGGUGUGUUUGUACCCGUUUUAACCAUUUUGUAGAGACAUAUGUGCAUAUGCGUAUAUUUAUGUAUGCAUGUACAAAAUAGAAAGAAAGAAAAGUAAAAAAAAAAAAAUGAGAAAAACGCGUACUUCGGUCGCUGGCAAUCGAUUCUUUUCCAAAACCUACAUCGAUAACCAAGAAAAAGAGUGGCUUGAGUUUCUCGUAUCAUCGAAGCAGAAAAAGCGAAUUGUGCUCACGAUGAAUCGAUGGUUACUGUCAUUCGAGAUCUCAAGUUUAACUCUUUUAUACGCGAUAUUAUAAACAUUUAAUUAUCCCGGACUAUGUGAAUUUGACAAAAUCAUUGACGUGAAAUUGACAAUGACAAUUCGUCAGUAAGAAUACAAGAAAAGGUAUUUUUUUCGAUGACGAAUAUAUAAAGACUCAAAAUUCCCAGGAAACAAGACAAACUUCUCUCUUCGAGGUUUGGUCUCUCUCAGGUAUUCAGCGCAUUCGAAGUUCUUUUUUAAUUGCGCUCUAUAUGGACAUAAUUGGUACCAAGUUUAAGGGCACUAAUUAACUGAUAAUGUUUCCCUUCUUUUCUCCCGUAUUUCCUUUCGAUUUAAUUUCUGCGGAAAAGGUCUCUUAAGCGAUGACCGACCUAGUCGCGCGACCUUGAUAAAGACAAAUUUCCCUGCCUCGAGUCUUCUUUAGCAACCUGUGCGAAAGUAGCUGCUUUCGGCUAUGCACUAUUAAGUGGAGUAAGUAAAUAGGUAGGUAGAAACACAAAACAUAAAAUGAUGAAUCAGUCAAGAAAAUAGGUAGAAAUAGUUCACAGAAUGACGACGCAUAGACAAUGUGUGGUGUUUUCAUUAUUUGCUUUAUAUUGUGUCGCUUUACCAUACGUACAAUUGAAUUACAUCAAUAAUCGAGAGAGUAGCUUUUCUUACUUGGGGAACACACAUAUAUACUCUAUUCGAUUACAUGUAAAGCGACGCCAUGCGAACA
Molecule: messenger RNA, 4122 nt
Organism: Cataglyphis hispanica
Lineage: Eukaryota; Metazoa; Arthropoda; Insecta; Hymenoptera; Formicidae
Gene: Myc
Exons: 4
Coding region: 514-2337 (607 amino acids)
Biological process (GO): regulation of transcription by RNA polymerase II
Molecular function (GO): DNA-binding transcription factor activity, RNA polymerase II-specific; RNA polymerase II cis-regulatory region sequence-specific DNA binding; protein dimerization activity
Source: RefSeq, a predicted model, not a curated record